GUGCUUUAGGACUCCCAAAGAAAUCCACGUACUAUAAAGCAGCUAUCCUAGAGUCCGCCAUCAAACUUCAUGCCCCUAAAAACACCUUCCAGUGGGUAGACAUGGAACAUGGCAUGACUCGCCCUAACCUCAUAACAAACCUAAUGUGGACACUGAAGCCAUUCAGACCACGAGUGACCCCACUCUACCCAACUCUACCCAACCACAGCAUUGACUCUGCGAACCUGGGACCAAUGGCAAAAAAGUUCUGUACUCAAGCCCCACUGACGGCAUUGGAAACAAUAUCACCAUGGCUGUCCCUGAAACCAAGAACAUCCAGAGGCAUUACCCGAAUAAAAGACUUUUGCUCCCAGUCCCCUAUGUCCCUUAUGCUCCCAGUCAAAACACUGGAAAGUCAGAGAAAACUACAAUGCACUGAACAGGGAACCAAGAGAAAACCAUGA
Molecule: messenger RNA, 443 nt
Organism: Pelobates cultripes (western spadefoot toad)
Lineage: Eukaryota; Metazoa; Chordata; Amphibia; Anura; Pelobatidae
Source: the annotation of a GenBank genome assembly